GAAGACUUUCGUCAACACGGAAGUGAGGUUUUUCUUGAAAACAAGGCGCCAUCGGUUGUUGGAACUUUACAAAGACAAAGUAGUAGUAAACGCUACGAGGAGCAAACAUUACUUAGAUCACCGUUACAUUUUCUAACGUCUUGACUUCUUUUAUAUUUUUUAUUCUAGUUUGCUAACUUUAACGUUAGCUUGUUAUGGCUAAAGCCUUGUAACGUUAUUGAUCUGGUCCAUGUUGGGAAAACUGGGGCAUGUCACGUGUUAUCACCGCUUUUUUGUCGCUUGAUACAAAAGGAUGCCAAAUUCGGAGCCGGUCCGUUUGGGUCGGAAACGCCCCCUGCCCUCGUGCCCGAACCCGCUGUUCCUCAAGUGGCUCACCGAGCUCCGAGACGAGGCAAAGGAGAAAGGUCUGAAGACGCAGUACACGUACCAAAAGGCCAUCAACUCUUUGAAUAAAUAUCCAUUGCCGCUACGAAACGCCAAAGAAGCAAAGAUCCUCCAGAACUUUGGAGACGGCAUUUGUAAGAUACUGGAUGAGAAACUGCAGCGUCACUAUAGGGAAAACGGAGAGGCUCCUAUUCAGUCUCUCACUAGUAGAGCGCCCCCUCCUGGUGGAGCAGAUAACAACAGCUCAGCUCCCUCUAAAAAGACAAAUGCUACAGAGGAGCCAACUAAGCCUAAAAGAGGAGGGGGGAGGAAGAAGAACAGGGAGUAUGUGCCUCAGCAGAGGUCGGGGGGUUACGCUGUCCUACUGACCCUUUUCAGAGAAUCACAGAUCCCAGGUGGCAAAGGUUAUAUGUUUAAAAUGGAACUACAAUCUGAAGCUCAGCUUCUCUGUGAUAAAUCCUUUACUGUGCCAGAUCUUGGCAGUAAGUACACGGCCUGGUCUUCUGUCAGCACGCUCAUUCAGAAGAACCUGGUGAUAAAGAGUCAUAACCCUGCAAGGUAUUCCCUAACAGAAGAGGGUCUUUCUUUGGCAGCGCGACUACAAUCAGUAGAACAGGGGACAAGAGUUGCCUCAGAAUUUCACAGUGAAGAAGCAGAGGAGGAGGAGGCGGUGGGAGAAGCGGUUGUGGAUCUUACUGUUAGUGAUGAAGAUGAUGACGAGAAAGAAGAGGGCAGAACAGACCCCACAGAGAGACUGACCUGUGCCACCAAGACAGGAUCUGGGGUGGAGGAGAGGAGUCCUGCAGGAAAAUCCCAGGCUUCACAGGCUGCGAGCAAAAAGCUCAAUGGAGGAUGUCUCCAACCAGGAACCUAUGAGAUCAUCCUGUGUGUUGACUUCAUUGAGACAACAGGUGGGAGCCACCACUGCAAACAGGAGCUGGUCAAAGAACUUCAAAGAAAUGGAGUGAAUUUUGAUGUCAGAAAGCUCAGCGUUGGAGACUUCCUGUGGGUAGCCAGGGAAAAACUUGUACCUGUGCCAGGUCAGUUGCGAGCUCCUGUUGGCAGAGAACUUGUUCUUGAUUACAUUAUUGAGAGGAAAAGAAUGGACGAUCUGUGUGGUAGCAUCAUCGAUGGACGCUUCAGGGAACAGAAGUUUCGAAUCAAGAGGUGUGGUCUCCGCAGGCCCAUCUAUCUGGUAGAGGAGCAUGGGAAAGCUGCGUCUCACCUGAGUUUACCUGAAGCCACCCUGCAGCAGGCCAUAGUCAACACACAGGUGGUCGAUGGCUUUUUUGUGAAGCGAGUUCAAGAUGUAAGAGAGUCAGCAGCCUACCUCACUGUCAUGACGCGCUACCUGACUAAGCUGUACCAGAAUAAAACGCUGAUCUGUCGCUCCAGAGAGCUGGAGGGUGAUGCUGAGGCUGAAAAGGGGGAGGGAGGGACCCCAUUCUGCUCUCUUAUGUCAUUUGCCGAGUUUAACCAUGGUGCAAUGAAAAACAAGUGUCAGACAGUGAGAGAAGUAUUUGCCAGACAGUUGAUGCAGAUCAGUGGUUUGUCUGGAGACAAGGCUGCAGCUAUACUGGAGCAUUACAGCACCCCACAGAGUCUAAUGACCACGUAUGAACAGUGCGCAAGCGAAGCAGAAAAGGAGAAACUCCUCUCAACCAUUCGAUAUGGAAAGCUCAAAAGAAACGUGGGUCCAGUUCUGAGCAGGACUGUUUAUCAGCUGUACUGUACAGAAGGAGCGCUGUCAUAAAAGCAUGCACACAUAGCAGCUGGUUAUAUAUUUACUCAGAUAUCAUCUUUAAGACGGAUGUAAACGCAACCUCACUUACCUCAAUGUAAAUGCAUUUAAAAUCUAAAACAAUGUUCAGUCUUUUAUCAGUUAUGUUGAUAUGUAAUAAUAAUAUAUAAAAAUAAGUUGCUGUUUUUUAUUUGUAAAAUGUUGAAUAAAUAUAAAAUUCAUCAUACACAAA
Molecule: messenger RNA, 2357 nt
Organism: Betta splendens (Siamese fighting fish)
Lineage: Eukaryota; Metazoa; Chordata; Actinopteri; Anabantiformes; Osphronemidae
Gene: mus81
Product: MUS81 structure-specific endonuclease subunit
Exons: 16
Coding region: 293-2137 (614 amino acids)
Biological process (GO): DNA catabolic process; double-strand break repair via break-induced replication; resolution of meiotic recombination intermediates
Cellular component (GO): Holliday junction resolvase complex; nucleus
Molecular function (GO): DNA binding; 3'-flap endonuclease activity; crossover junction DNA endonuclease activity
Source: RefSeq, a predicted model, not a curated record